AUGCAGUUCAAACCUUUUGCAUGGGUCACGUGGCCACUGCUAUUGAAUCUCAGUGCGCUCGUGGAAGGGGGUUCCUCACAAAGCCGCAUCAACAGCAGCGUUGAGAGACACACUGGCCAAAGCCACCAGGCCAAGCCUAGCAGCAAUGUAUAUCAGACAGGCUUUGACGGCGUUACAUGGGAUGAGGAUAACUGGCUCCUUACCACGACCAACCUGGAGCAGGGUCGCUUCCAGUCACGUGGUUCUAUGGCCAACGGUUACCUUGGUAUCAACGUUGCCAGCGUUGGCCCUUUCUUUGAAAUGGAUCAGACAGAGGAUGGCGGUGAUGUGAUCAGCGGCUGGCCUCUGUACUCUAGACGCCAGACAUUUGCGACUAUUGCUGGCUUCUUUGAUUCUCAGGCCCAUACCGACUCCGACAACUUCGACUGGCUGGCCCAGUAUGGCAGCGACAGCGUUAUCAGCGGUAUACCCCACUGGGGUGGACUGGUCUUGGAUAUCGGCGACAGUAACUACUUGGAUGCCACUGUCGACAAAAGCACCAUCUCCAAAUUCCAGUCGACUUACGACUUCAAGGCUGGUAUCCUGGAGUGGGCCUACCAGUGGACGCCGCAAAGCAACAAGAGCUCCUUCCAAAUCACUUACCGCCUUUUCACCAACAAGCUGUAUAUCAACCAGGCUGUGGUGGACAUGGAGGUGGUCUCCUCCGCUGAUACCGAGGGAAUGAUCGUCAAUGUCCUUGAAGGUACCGCGGCUGUGCGCACCGACUUUGUUGAGUCCGGCGAGGACAGGGGUGCCAUAUACACGGCUGUGCGGCCCAAUGGAAUUGCCAACGUCACUGCUUACAUCUAUGCCGGUAUGAAGGGAAGCUCGGACGUGGACAUGUCGUCCGCCAAGCUUGCCAUUAACAAGCCGUACGUCAGCACCAACGCCUCGUCUAUCGCCCAGUCUGUGGAUGUGAAGUUCAAAGCAGGCAAGCCGGUGCGCGUCACCAAGUACGUCGGCGGAGCAUCCACCGACGCUUUUGUAGAUCCCAAGUCCGUCGCUCAGCAGGAGGCCGCUGCUGCAAUGAAGAGUGGCUAUGUCAAGUCGCUCCGUUCGCACGUAACGGAGUGGGCCACCGUCAUGCCCGACAACUCGGUAGAGAGCUAUGCAUUCCCUCAAAAUGGCACUCUACCCGCGGACAUGCACAUCAUUGAUUCUGCUGUGAUCGCCGUGACCAACACCUACUACCUGCUACAGAACACUGCAAGCAAGAACGCCAUCAAGGAAGCUAGAAACGCUCCCGUGAAUGUGGACAGUAUCUCUGUGGGUGGCUUGACUUCGGACUCUUACGCUGGACAGAUCUUCUGGGAUGCUGAUGUCUGGAUGCAACCUGGGCUGACUGCAUCUCACCCCGAGGCCGCCCAGCGCAUCACGAACUUCCGAGUGGCAAAGUAUGGGCAAGCACAGGAAAACAUCAAGACUAAAUACACCGGCUCCCAGAACCAAACCGACUUUUCUCCUGCGGCAGCUGUCUACCCCUGGACCAGCGGACGAUUUGGCAACUGCACGGCCACCGGUCCCUGCUGGGAUUACGAGUACCACAUCAACGGUGAUAUUGGUAUGGCCUUGGUCAACCAGUGGGUUACCAGCGGUGACAACGACACCUUCAAGAGAAGCCUUUUCCCCAUCUAUAACUCUGUUGCCACUCUGUAUGCCGACCUGCUGCAGCGUAAUGGGUCGUACUGGACUCUGACCAAUAUGACCGACCCCGACGAGUAUGCGAACAAUGUCGAUGCGGGAGGCUUCACUAUGCCCCUCGUUGCUGAGACUUUGUCGUAUGCCAAUGCCUUCCGUCAGCAGCUUGGGAUAGAGACGAAUUCGACCUGGGACGAGAUGGCCGCCAAUGUCUUGGUUCUCCGUGAGAACGGUGUGACCCUCGAAUUCACUACUAUGAAUGGAAGUGCUGUGGUCAAGCAAGCGGACGUUAUUUUGGACACUUACCCUCUCGACUACGCCACUCAGGACCCGUUGAACGAUCUAGACUACUACGCCAACAAGCAGUCUCCUGAUGGACCGGCUAUGACCUGGGCUAUCUUCUCGAUCGUGGCCAACGAGAUAUCGCCCUCUGGAUGCUCGGCUUACACCUACGGUCAAUAUUCGUACAAACCAUAUGUCCGAGCUCCUUUCUUCCAGAUGUCGGAGCAGUUGAUCGACGAUGCUGCCAUCAACGGAGGCACCCACCCGGCGUUCCCGUUCCUAACUGGUCACGGUGGUGCUAAUCAGGUUGCCCUGUUCGGCUACCUAGGACUGCGUCUGCUCCCCGAAAACUACUUGCACGUUUACCCCAACCUGCCGCCCCAGAUCCCGUACUUGAAAUACCGAACUUUCUACUGGCAUGGAUGGCCCAUUGGUGCCUGGUCCAACUACACCCACACUAUCAUCAGCCGUGCCACCGAUGCCCAGGUUCUUGAUACUGCGGACCAGCGCUUUGCCGACCAGACGAUCACCGUGCGCUCCGGCCCUAAGACAAAUUUUACCGUGUACAGUCUCCCGGCAUCGGGCUCGCUCGUCAUCCCCAACCUCCAGACCGGCUCCCGCAAUACCAUCACCGGCAACCUCAUCCAGUGCCAGCCUGUUCAGUCUGUGAACACCUUCCAACCGGGUCAGUUCCCUAUUUCCGUGGUGGAUGGAGCCUCCUCGACCAAGUGGCAGCCCGCCUGGGCGACAAACAUGAGCGCUGUGACUGUCUCGUUUGGCUCGAAAGCCGGCUCCAUGGUCUCGGGCUUCUACUUCGACUGGGCCCAAGCACCUCCCGUCAACGCGACGAUCAUCUUCCACAACCAGACUCUCGGUGACCCAACCAUGGCCUACUACAGCCAAAGCUCGAACUAUCAGGUUGUGGCGUCACUUGACAACGUCGCUCUCUCUGAUCCUUACAACCCGCAGACCACCAAUCUGGACGUCAUUGCCAUCCCUUCAGGUAACACCACCAACGUGACGCUUGCCGACCCCGUCCCGGCUACUAAGUACGCAUCUCUCCUGAUUGUCGGCAAUCAAGCUCAAGAGCCUGUUGGCGCAACAGUUGCCGAAUGGGCGAUCAUAGGGCAGGGCCAGAACUUGACUCCGUCUGGUCCUCAGAUGGCCAAGCGGAAGUUUGACGUACACGCCGCUGCGGCUCUGUCGGACUCGAGUCCUUUCAUACAGCGCCGUCGACAGAUUCCCUCCUUGAAGUAG
This is a messenger RNA of Penicillium canescens, 3216 nucleotides long. RefSeq lists its product as uncharacterized. Gene Ontology annotation, molecular function: carbohydrate binding; alpha,alpha-trehalase activity. Gene Ontology annotation, cellular component: fungal-type cell wall. The record is from RefSeq and is a predicted model, not a curated record. The transcript has 4 exons. Bases 1 to 3216 code for a protein of 1071 amino acids. Gene Ontology annotation, biological process: trehalose catabolic process. Lineage: Eukaryota; Fungi; Ascomycota; Eurotiomycetes; Eurotiales; Aspergillaceae.